Messenger RNA from Tripterygium wilfordii, 2566 nucleotides. RefSeq names its product F-box protein SKIP17-like. The transcript is spliced from 12 exons. The coding region runs from base 23 to 1720 and encodes 565 amino acids. Lineage: Eukaryota; Viridiplantae; Streptophyta; Magnoliopsida; Celastrales; Celastraceae. The record is from RefSeq and is a predicted model, not a curated record. Gene Ontology annotation, molecular function: protein binding.
CGUCUUGUUCCACUCAUUCCCGAUGACGUACGCGCACGUGUGCCACGUGGCCUCCCCUUUGUCCGUCUUCCAAACUCUCACAACGUCGUCAAUCAGAAACGAACGCCUCUCUUAUCCACCUCCAAUGGAUUCAUUCCACCACACCUCGAUCACCAUGGCCAAACGCCCCUGCCCUUGUGUCUCUUCCUCCACCACCAUAGCCACCGCUUCUGCUCAAAAUCAUAUGUUCCCGAACCUAAACCCCCAGACGGACCAUCUCCUUCACGCAUUUCUCAGCCUUGCAGACUCCCCCUCGCACUCCCUCGACUUCUGCCUCGAUCGCCUCCUCGACUCCGCUACUUGUGAUGCCAACCAGUCCGUCCUCAUCGAUCGCGCCCACAAAUUGAGCUCUGUCCUCCUCGACGCUGCCAACCGCGCCGCCCGAAAGCGCGCUUCCACACACAAUUCUCUUACCUGGCCUCUCCCUCCCGAUCUAACUAUCAAGGUAUUCUCCAUGCUUGACACACAAAGCUUAUGCUUUGCUGCUGCGUCAUGCUCAAUGUUCAAUAAGUGUGCUAUGGAUCCAUUGUGCUAUGCAAAUAUCGACUUGACAACUGUUGUCCCAAAAGUCAAUAAUGCAGUGGUGUCUACAAUGAUUCAACGAGCAGGAAGAGUCCUUGAGUCUCUUAAGCUUGGCAUAGUUCCAGGCCCUACUUCGUCUCCUGGAUCUUGUCAACCAUUGGUUUAUACCAUCCGAAAUUCUGUAGAGGUAUCCAAAUUUUCAUGGACCGAUAAAAAGCCCAGGCACGGGAAGGAGUCAUCUAUUCUGACAAGAUCCUGCUUAAACUCUUUAAGUGGGGACAAUAGUGCUGCUGGGACUCUUUUGAGAAGGUUGCACCUUUACAAUAUUGAAAGAAUGGACAGUACAUCGCUUAGUGGGGCAUUAUCAGCAUGCACAUCUCUUCUUGAUCUGGAGAUUGUUGGUCUACAUGUUGAAUUGAGGCAAACAUUGAUGUCCGUGAGCAUGUUUUGUCCCUUGAUAGAGCGUUUAUUCUUUGAGUCGUCCAAAACAGGACGAGAUGACAGUUUGAAGUCACCAACAUGUGUUGCCCUAGUAAACAAUUGCCCAAAUCUGACUUCACUGGCACUCAGGGGGUUUAAGCUACAUGAUUUUAAAGUUCGCAUUCUCCUUAAGGGAUUUCGAAAGCUAAAGUAUGUUGACUUUUCGAUGUCGUAUUCAAUUAGUGGAAUGUUUUUGAGGAACCUUGGAAGCAGCUUAGGUGGUCAUCUACUAGAGGUUUUGAUUUUGAGGGACUGCAUGCACCUUAGAGAGGUGGAAGUUGCUCGAUUAUUGACAGCAAUUCUUUCUGGGGAUUUCAAAUUCCUUCGACAUCUUGACAUAUCCAAUAGGGAAGGUUUAGCUUCUGAAGGUGACUGGUAUCAGAGGUGUUACAACUCAAGUCUAAUCCCCGUAAGGCAGGUCUUGCAAGAGAGGCCUGGCAUGUGCUUGUUGGCUGAGUUUCCCUCAGAAGGAAGUUUCAUCGAUCUUGACAGCGAUUUGAAUAGUGAGAUCAGUCUGCCAUCCCAGCUGAGCAGUCAUACAUCAGAUGGUUCUUCAUUUACGAGUUCGUCGGAUAGCAGCUAUAGCAGUGAUCGGAGUAGUGGCAACGACGAGAAUCGAGAUUCCGGUUUUGUAAUUUUGGAGGAAAGCUCAGAUGAAGUUGACUUUUUGCCUGGCUAGGUAACCUACCAAGCAUGGAAAGGCUUGGAAUCCUCGACCACCAAUAAAUUGAGUACUGCUCUGUCUCUCUCCCCCCCACUCUCUCUCUCUCUCACACACACACAAACACACACUCACACACUCAUAUUGACUCACUUUUAUAAAGACAAGUAUCCUGGAGUUCUUCCAAGCAUGCUAAGCAAAGAUUUCAUAAUUGGCCUGUGAAGCUCUUAAAAAAAUGUUGGGAUGUUAUUAUAGUUAAAUUUUCUGAUAGAAAAGCGAACCACUUGAACAAGUGGCGCUGUUCUUCCAUGUUUCUUUCUAUUAUAACGUGACAAAUACUGGGAAGAAACUUUCUAGGCAGCCCAAGCUCUUGCCAGAUCUAUGAAGAACAUAAACUAUUUUCUUGAUGGUGGCUUCCAUCACUUAGUACAACUACAGACUGCAGCAGGGAAUUUAUGGAGCAAUUGGUUUUCCAUUAUGAGGCUGUAAAUAGCGAAGGGAACCGGCAUUCGCUUGCAGCGGAUUCGGCGAUAAGAACUGACUCGGCGACAGGCGAUAGAGAAGUCAACCUUUGAUGCGAGGUUUUUAAUCAGUCUUGGAUCUUGCAGUUGAAAGUAGUUCUUGAGAGAGGAAAUGGCAAAGCCAAGAACCAAGCUGACUGAAUGAAAGCCUUUUAUCUCCCUCACUUCGAAAAAAAGGGUUAUUUUUAUGGUUCUACCAUUUCAGUAUUUUUUUUUUGUAUUUAAUGAUUGUAUUUUUAUAUUCAUAAAACGUUGCAAUAAUUUGUCUGAAAUGUUACGGGUUGACGGUCCCAAACUGGAAAAAUCUGUUCAAGUUAUUAAAAUGGAACAAAUUUUCACUUUG